GUAUGUUUGGCGAAGUGAUCUGAAGGGGGAAUUUCGGCGAUUGGAGAUAAAGAUCAAAGCUUAGGCCUUGGCACUGAGGCAUCCAUCUGAAUUUCUGCGCAUCAGUGCAGUGAAUGUGAAGAUAACAACACCACCCACGCCCCAAAUCGCAAGAACUGCAUCUCCUGCCGACCCAAAUGCCUUGCGCAACACAUCUCCGCCGAUAUCUUCACCCUAAUCGACGACCGUGAUGUCGGAAACUCCAGAAGCACCACCUGGUGCGCAAUUCCAACCUACCCCUCUAGAGCCCCUCCUAGAAACUCCGACAAUGCCAGGUCGAGAAGAGGAAAGCGAUUCAGACGAGUGGGAAUACGAGUAUUCAACAACAGAAACUGAGGUUUGUAAAUUUUCAGUCAAUUGUUCCGUGUCACAAAAUGCUGAUUUGUCUCGAAUUAUAGACAUUCUAUCUCUCUGUUGACCUUACCGUCCCUGAAGAGCCCAUCAAGCAAGAGCCACGGUCAACCGCGCCUGUGGAAGAUACUAGCGUAUGGCUCAAUCCUAUGUUGGGAAGAAUCAACAGACAAUUGGCGCCUCCUACGACCCCAAAUCCUUCCGCUCCCGAAUUUCGAACUGCUGGACACAAAGGUCGUAAAGACGGGGCCAAACAGAACCCAGAUGGAACGACAGAUGAUUCUUUCUCGUGGAAGCCAGACUUCGCAUAUGAUCCCUCCGAAAUUCAGAUUUUGGGCUUGGAGAGCAGAAAGCCUGUCAUAUCCUUUUGCGGCCGUCUUUUCCAAUGCGAAUGGACUGAACACAUAGGCUCAGAAUUACUUUUCACCCGGCGUACUGAGGAGCUGGAAGAUCUUCCCAGUAUACGCCACCUCCAUGGAAAUAUUGACCUUCUCUGUAUAAACGCAGCUCGGCUGGUCUCUGAAAAGUUGGACACAGAACGUGUGAAGCGCAGUUUACCAAAGGAUGUUAAAAGACGUCUUUCGCGACGAUAUGAUAACAAACUUAGCGACUCAGAUACCGCAAGUCAAACCUUCUUCCUGGACAAACUUGCAGAAGCCAAGCGAGAAAAAGGCGAGAAAGAUAUCAUCAGCGCAGUGGUGGAAGGAAGACCGCAUAAUCGAGAUUGGCACAGAUUCGUGGAAAGACGUCUGAUGGAUGAGAGAGCUUACUGGGAGGAUAUUCUCGAGAAUGGACACGAUGAAGAGGAGUUGGAGGAUGCUGCGGCACGAUUAGAGGAGAUAGACCGCGAGCAGGGCAUGACUCAACCGCGGGAAAAAGAUACAAGAGUCAAGAUUUCACGUGAAAGAAAGAGUUUGAAGCAUCUUCGACCACCUGGGGCCGAUCCUGAUGAAGAAAAAAGGCUGAGAAAGAAGGGACCUGACGGCAACUUCUAUGAGGUUGGUGGGCCUUCUGUUCGUCUUCCGAGCCUCCCCUCUGACUCAGGAGAUGACCGGUCGGAUGAGGAUCGAAGUAUGGAUGAAGACGAAGAAAUGGGCGAGGUCUAUGCUUCUGACGAGGAGAUGUUGGACGGCAAUGAUGAAGAUGGGGGAUAGAAUGGGGUUUUCGUGGGAUCUAUGAUGCGGAUGAUGAUAUUGCAAUGGGUAUGAUUCAUUCAUCAUAGACCAAAUGAAAACCAAAAAUUGCAAGAGAUAAGUAAUACUCAUCCGUUUUCUAAUUUACUUGCAUUUUCGAAAGGUCGGCUUGCUUCUCUUGCUUUAACUUACAUCACUCGCAUGGUUGUGUGCCCUAUCUACACUUCUAUAUUGGUCUAUUAAUGCAUUCUCGUUCCUUCCUAGGGCUCUGAUUCAUCAACGCGAUAGACUAUCCUUGGCAUGAAGGGCUAAGUAUCUGUGUCGAUUAGCGGCAGAUACUAAAAUCAUGGUAUCAUCUACGUUAGCUUAUGAGUCAGUGCCAAGAAGUAGAACCGUGACGGAAUGGCUAGG
Molecule: messenger RNA, 1934 nt
Organism: Hymenoscyphus albidus
Lineage: Eukaryota; Fungi; Ascomycota; Leotiomycetes; Helotiales; Helotiaceae
Source: the annotation of a GenBank genome assembly